AUGUUCUCACCACGAUACUCUAUUUAUUCACAUUCAUUAAAAGAAUUGGAAAUUUCUUUCCCUAUUGAUGCUGAGAAGGAUUCAACAGUAUUACAAAUUGGUGCUGUUAAUUGCAAAAAAUUAGAGUUAAUUAAAAUUACAUCUAAAGUAACGAAACUUUCUUCAUAUAUUUUCCGAAAUAAUCCUAAACUAGAAGAAGUUCAAUUACCAGACACUGUCAACACGAUUGGCGAAGGUGUUUUCUAUGAGUGUUAUGAAUUGAAUAAAAUCAAUUUGGAUAAAGUAGAAUUAUUCGAUAGUAAAGCAUUUGUCAAUACAGGAUUCAAAACGUUCGAUUUUUCACAUUAUAAAUAUAACUACAUUCCAGAAGAAUUACUUCAUGGCUGCAUUAAAUUAAAACAAGUAACAGGAACAGAUAAUAUUACGUAUGUAUCUUCUAAAGCAUUUCGAAAUUGCACUUCUCUUGAAGAGAUUAGUUUUAAGAAUUUGACCUUAAUUGAUUCAGAAGCAUUUUAUAAUUGUUCAAGUUUGAAGAGUUUCGAAUUUUCAACUGUUUUAGCAAUCGGAAUAAAAGCAUUUUGUUAUUGUGAAUCUUUAGAAUCUAUUACAAUUUCCCAUUUGAUCUUUUUCGGCCAGAGUUCAGAGGCAGGAAUUUUUGAAAACUGCACAUCCCUUAAAAAAGCAGACUUGACAGGUUUAAUAACUAUUGAUAACUAUUUCUUCCAAGGUUGUGAAAGUUUAACUGAAGUAAUAUAUAAUCCUAAUAUAUACUCCUUUGGCACGAAGACAUUUGCAAGAUGUGUUUUCAAAGAAUUUACAAUCCCUGAUACAGUGUCAGUAAUAGGCGAAAAAUGCUUUUCUGGAUGUGAGUCAUUAAAGAAAAUCAUCAUAGGAAAGAGAACGACUUCAUUAACCACAAGCUGGUUUGAUCCGACUGAUCAUACUUUAACAUUCUCUAUCCCAGACACAGUGUUCACAAUCGGAACAAAUGCAUUUGACGGAAUUGAUAAAGUUGAAAUAGAAUUUACUGAUAAUAAAGUUUAUGAUUAUAAAGACCAAUCUCUUAUAAACAAAAUUGAUAAUUCUUUAGUUGUCACAGCAGGAAUUUUGAGUAAAGUUUUCAAAGUUCCUGAAGAAGUAAUUUCCAUUUCUAAUAAUGCAAUUACGAGAAGGUAUUCAGCAAAGGAGUCGAAAUCAAAGCGACGCUUGGAUCUUAAGGAUGCUAGCGAUAAAAUUGCAUCUGCAGCAAUAGUUAAAGUUCAAACGAAUUUAUUAGCAAUGAAUUCUCAAUCUAUUAUAUUCCAAAGUUUCUGCUAUGAUGGAGAUAUGUUUGUAACUGAUGAGGCCUAUAUCUCUUCGUUUAAUAUUUAUACAAAUAAAGAUUAUCUUUAUGAUACUUUUGGCAAAACUGAUACAACAGGGGGUGGAUGUUCUACAAAAUUGAAUGAUGCCUUCAAAUGGAGACACAUUAUUGGUUGGGGUGGUGCAGAAAUCGGUUUACUCGUUGUUCUUUUGCUUUUAAUAAUCGCAUUGAUUAUUGUUCUCUUGCUUUACUUCCUCAAACCACUUGGCUCUGUUGGUGGUGGCGGUGGAGAUAGUGGCAAGAAGGAGAAGAAGAAAGAAAAGAGCAGCAGCAGUUCUAAAAGUGAUAAGAAAGACGCCGACGCAGUUUAA
Messenger RNA from Trichomonas vaginalis G3, 1674 nucleotides. RefSeq names its product surface antigen family. The transcript has a single exon. Lineage: Eukaryota; Parabasalia; Trichomonadida; Trichomonadidae. The coding region runs from base 1 to 1674 and encodes 557 amino acids. The record is from RefSeq and is a predicted model, not a curated record.